Messenger RNA from Sitodiplosis mosellana (orange wheat blossom midge), 1865 nucleotides. RefSeq names its product retinal homeobox protein Rax (gene hbn). NCBI's taxonomy places the organism in Eukaryota, Metazoa, Arthropoda, Insecta, Diptera, Cecidomyiidae. The transcript is spliced from 4 exons. Gene Ontology annotation, molecular function: RNA polymerase II transcription regulatory region sequence-specific DNA binding; DNA-binding transcription factor activity, RNA polymerase II-specific. The record is from RefSeq and is a predicted model, not a curated record. The coding region runs from base 148 to 933 and encodes 261 amino acids. Gene Ontology annotation, biological process: regulation of transcription by RNA polymerase II.
UAUAUGAUUUGAACACAUUUGAUACAGAAAGAGUUGGUGAUUUGAAAUUUUCUUUUUAAAGAAAAACAGUGAAAGAUUCUCAUUUUAAUAUUUGGAAAAUAUUUUGUGAAAGCAAGUGAAAAUAAAAAAUAAAAUAAAUUUUUCAUCAUGCGAUCAUCACAAAAUGAAACUCAAUCGAAACCGAAAGGUGUUUAUAGCAUUGAUCAAAUAUUGGGAACACACAACAGGCAAAAUAAUAACACAAUGGAAACUGAUAGUCAUAUACAGAAUGAUAACUGUCAAUCAGACCAUGAAAAUGGUUUGGACAUUGAAAAUGAUGAUGACUACCCGCUGAUGAGCGAUCUGGACGUUGCCGACCAUGAUCCAAACGACAUGAGCCGACCACGUAAAAUAAGACGAUCUAGAACAACAUUCACCACCUAUCAAUUACAUCAACUAGAGCGAAGUUUUGAAAAGACCCAAUAUCCAGAUGUAUUCACUCGCGAGGAGUUGGCCCAUCGAUUGGAGCUUAGCGAAGCCCGUGUUCAGGUCUGGUUCCAGAACAGACGUGCCAAGUGGCGAAAAAAGGAAAAGGCAAUGGGUCGUGAUACAUCAGUCUAUAUGCAUCCCGAACAAUCUGGGUUGCCUGAAUUUCCAAUUCCAUUGUCCAUUCCACAUAACAUUGCCGCUGCUGCAGCUCAUUCGGCUGAAUUUUGGCCGCAAAACUUCCCAUUGCAUUCAACAUUUAGUCCAUCGUUGUUGCAUCAAAAUCUACUGCCCACAUACAAAAUGCCCAAUAUUCAUUCAUUUCUCGCGCAGUAUAUGGGACUAAACAAUCUAGGUAUUUUCAAUUACCCACAAAGUUUAGGCGUCGGCCCACGAAUUAGUCCUCCAAUGAUGAAUAAUAAUAGUAGCCCAAAAGAAAGCCCAACGCUACAAGAUGCUGAAAAAUAGGCAAAUUUCUUUUGUACACCCCAUCAUGCUCACAAAUACACUUAUCGCUUCCACUCUUGAGCAAAUUGUCGAGAACAACAACAGGGUAUCAUCAAAAAACCAAAACAACUUAUUUAUAUUUUUAGUUUAAAGUGAUCGCGAAUUUGUAUUGUCUGAUUUCGUAUACAACAAGAACAACUCAUGCGACAUACGGAAUUUGGACAGAAUCGCCGGAAAAAAAAAAAACAAAGUGUAAUGCAAAUUUGGAAUUUAGUUCGAACAAAAAAAGAAAGAAACAAUUAAAUUAAAAAUCAUAUAACACAAGAUGCAACGUAUCGAUCAAUACAAUUUUUAGGCAAUAAGAUUAAAUGUGCUAGUUUCAAAUAUAUGAAAUUACUGAGAUGAAGAAGAGAAAUGAAAAAAAAGACUUAACGAAUGUGCACAGUAACCAAAUUGUGUAAACAAGGAAGAAAGCCAAUGGUAUUGAUAGAGAAAUAAAUUAGGUGAUCUUCUGACGAAUCCAAAAUACAAACACAUUGUAUAUAUUAUUCUUAUAUAGAAUGAACAAUUGUGAAGCAUAGCGAAUUUUUGAAGUGUUCCCUUCGUUUAUUUUUUCUGUUUAUGUUUCAGAAGAAAAGUCCGAAGCGAUAAUUCCUUUUUAAUAAUUUAGGUGCGAACACAUACACAUACAAAACAGAAACAAAUUGUGUAUUUUCAAACAAUUAGGUAAAAUAUGAAAAGUGUACAACAAUUAAAUGUAUAAUAGAACAACAAAAUGAUCAAAUGAAUCGAAUACGUUGACGUAAUUAAGGUCGAAAGGAUCUGAAUACAAAAAAUGAACCGGUUUAAUUUAUUUGCAACCAAAUUAUGUACCACAUAAAAUACAAAUACAAUUAUAAUUAUAAUAAUUAUAUGAUACAAACAAUAAAACUCUCUAAUAAGGUAUGCUGACU